Messenger RNA from Anopheles stephensi (Asian malaria mosquito), 2416 nucleotides. RefSeq names its product signal recognition particle subunit SRP72 (gene Srp72). Bases 162 to 2267 code for a protein of 701 amino acids. The record is from RefSeq and is a predicted model, not a curated record. Gene Ontology annotation, cellular component: signal recognition particle, endoplasmic reticulum targeting. NCBI's taxonomy places the organism in Eukaryota, Metazoa, Arthropoda, Insecta, Diptera, Culicidae. Gene Ontology annotation, biological process: SRP-dependent cotranslational protein targeting to membrane. The transcript has 3 exons. Gene Ontology annotation, molecular function: ribosome binding; protein binding; 7S RNA binding.
UGCGCUGUCAGUGCGCGUCCGGGAAUUGCCAUGUCGACGAACAACUGUCAAAUUGCUCUGGCAUCGCAGCAAUCGUGGCUGUACGAGCGAACUGGAACUGGAACGCGUUUUCUUUGGAUAGUGCAAAAAACACACGGAACGGGGCGUGCUGAAUCGACAAAAUGUCGAAAAGUGAGACGAAGGAGAUAACUAUACGGCAGCUGUACACGGAGCUGAACAAGUACUGCUCCAGUGCCGAUUACGACAAGGUGCUGAAGGCUGCCAAUAAAAUAAUCGGGCUUGACGCCACCGAAUGGAAGGCCGCCAAAUGUAAGCUGGUCUGUCUCAUACAGAACGGUAAGUUCGAGGAGGUACUGAAGUUCAUCGAACGUGGCACCGCCAUCCCGGACACCACCUUCGAGAAGGCGUACAGCGAGUACAGGCUAAACCGUGCCGAAGAUGCAUUUCGCACGAUCCAAUCGACGGUGCCCAGCGGCGGUGGUGGCGGCGGCGGCGGCGGCGCUGAGCAAUGGGCAGGACUGGCGCCGAAUGUGAAGGAACUGUUGGCCCAGAUCCUGUACCGAUUGGAGCGAUUCGACGAGUGUUUCGAGCUGUACCGGAACAUCAUCAAGAACACGCACGACGACUACGAUGACGAGCGUCGCACGAACAUGAGUGCGGUGGCCGCCAACCGGUGCAUCGUCGGUGGGGGCGCCGAUAAGCAGCAGCAGCUGGCCGGCAUGAACCUGCCCGAGGACACGUACGAGCUGACGUACAAUGCGGCGUGCGCGCUGGCCGGCCGGAAGGAGUACGGCGAGGCGGAGCGGAAGUUGCGCACGAGCGAGAAGAUGUGUCGCGACUCGCUCGAGGAGGAUGGCGCGAGCGAAGAGGACAUUAUCGACGAGAUUACCAUCAUCAAGGUGCAGCUGGCGUACUGCUUGCAGAUGCAGGGCCGGGUCAAGGAAGCGUCGGCCCUGUACGCCGACGCGCUGCGCCACAAGACGAACGAUGCCGCGCUGACGGCGGUGGUCAGCAACAAUCUGGUGGUCAUCAACCGCGACCAGAAUGUGUUCGAUUCGCGGAAGAAGAUGAAGGUCGCCACCUCGGAACAGGCGGAACAGAAGCUGACCAGCCGGCAGCGGAAAGCGAUUGCCUUCAACAACUGUCUGCUGGCGUACUUUGCCAGCCCGGCCGAGUGCGGUUUACUCGCGAGCCGGCUGGCGAACGCCCAUCCCGACCUCGAGUUCCAGUCGCUGCUGGUGCGCGUGAGCCAGCUCGCGCGCGACAAAAAGUACCGGGAAGCGGUCGAGCUGCUGGAAGGAUACGCGCAACGGUUGCCCGGUGACAGCGCGGCCGAGCUGCUGCAGGUGCGGUUUGCCAUCGUGCAGCUGCAGCUGGUGGCGGGCAACCGGCGGGCAGCGAUCGAGACGCUCGAAUCGCUCGGCGAAGCGCGCUACCAGCCGGGCGUCGUGUCCGCACUGGUGACGCUGCACCUCGGACUCGACAACAAGCAGGCCGCCUCGGAGCUGCUGAAGGGUGCGGUCGACUGGUACAAGCGGCAGAAGAGCGGCGCCACGAUCAGCGAUGGCGAUCUGAGCGAUAUGUGGCGCCAAGCGGCCAGCUUCCAUCUGCGCGGCGGCGAACCGGAAACGGCCGCCAAAAGUCUCGAGGAGCUGCUGCGCACGCACCCGAACGAUAUGAAGCUGCUUGCCCAGCUGGUCAUCGCGUACGCCCAGUUCGAUCCGAAGCGCGCGCAGCAGGCCAGCAAGCGGCUGCCGGCGCUCGACACGCUCACCACGGUGUCGGAGAUCGAUGCGCUCGAGGCCACCAACUGGAUGAUGAUCGCCAAGGCGGUCCGUCGCAAGCAAAAUGUGCCGGGUGGCGGGCGCACCACCGGUGACCAAUCGCCCGGCGCCGGUACCCCGUCCGCGGAACAGCAGGCCGCCGCCCGCAAGCAGAAGCGCAAGAAGCGCAAGGGCAAGCUGCCGAAGAACUACAUCAUCGGCGUACUGCCCGACCCGGAACGCUGGUUGCCACGGUACGAGCGUACCGGGUACCGGAAGAAGCGCGACCGCCGCGUCAAGGAGGUGAUCAAGGGCAGCCAGGGAACCACCUCCGGACAGGCCGACCAAUUCGACAUGAGCAAGGCGUACAACCAGACGAAGAACUCGCCGGCAACACCAGGCGCCGGUGGAACCACGCAGCUCGAGCAGAAUGCUGCGGCGGCCGCUGCAACCCGUCAGUUGCCGCGCAAGAGUCAGCACAAGAAGAAAAAGGGCAAGCACUAGGCAGGAGGGAAGGUCUCAAUGGUGAUGCGCUAGCCCCGGCCGUUUUUCCAUUUUCACAAAGCAACAAGCGAAAUACAGACCCCGUUUCUCAUGCGCUCUCCUGUCUCUCUCCUGUCUGUCAGGUGCUGUGAGAACGAAUUUAGAGUCUA